Messenger RNA from Dioscorea cayenensis subsp. rotundata (Guinea yam), 1245 nucleotides. RefSeq names its product serine/threonine-protein phosphatase PP1-like. The transcript is spliced from 3 exons. The record is from RefSeq and is a predicted model, not a curated record. Gene Ontology annotation, molecular function: protein serine/threonine phosphatase activity. NCBI's taxonomy places the organism in Eukaryota, Viridiplantae, Streptophyta, Magnoliopsida, Dioscoreales, Dioscoreaceae. The coding region runs from base 72 to 995 and encodes 307 amino acids. Gene Ontology annotation, cellular component: cytoplasm; nucleus.
UGUUUUUCUUUUUCUAUUGUUCUUGUUCUUGUUGUUCUUGUUGUUUGAGAAGAAGAAGAGGUAGGCGAAGAAUGGAUGGAAGUGCAUUAGAUGAAUUGAUAGAUAGGCUGUUGGAAGGGAAGAAGAACAAGGGCAGCGGCAAACGAGUUCAGCUCAGCGAGGCUGAGAUUCGCCACCUCUGUGUUGUCUCCAAGGAGAUUUUUCUCAGCCAACCUAAUCUCCUUGAGUUGGAAGCUCCCAUCAACGUUUGCGGUGACAUCCAUGGACAGUACUCAGACCUUCUGCGGCUGUUUGAGUACGGUGGGUUCCCUCCGGCAUCAAACUAUUUGUUCCUCGGGGACUAUGUCGAUCGUGGCAAGCAAAGCAUUGAGACAAUCUGCUUGCUCUUGGCUUACAAAAUCAAGUUCCCGGAUAACUUCUUCCUUCUCCGAGGCAACCAUGAAUGUGCCUCCAUCAAUCGAAUUUACGGGUUUUAUGACGAGUGCAAGCGCCGGUUCAGUGUGCGUCUGUGGAAGCUUUUUACUGAUUGUUUUAAUUGCUUGCCUGUGGCAGCAGUGAUAGAUGAUAAGAUACUCUGCAUGCAUGGAGGGUUGUCGCCGGACUUGGAUAAUUUGGAUAGGAUAAGGGUGAUAGAGAGGCCAGUUGACGUGCCGGACCAGGGAUUGCUUUGUGAUCUCCUGUGGUCUGAUCCAGACAGGGAGAUUAGAGGGUGGGGUGAGAAUGACCGUGGCGUGUCCUACACUUUUGGAGCUGAUAUGGUCACUGAGUUCUUGAACAAGCAUGACCUUGAUCUCAUUUGCCGUGCUCAUCAGGUAGUAGAAGAUGGAUAUGAAUUCUUUGCUGAUCGGCAGCUCGUGACCAUAUUUUCGGCUCCUAAUUACUGUGGUGAGUUCAACAAUGCCGGUGCACUAAUGAGCGUCGACGCAAGCUUGCUUUGUUCUUUCCAGAUCCUGAAGCCUUAUAGAGGAAAACCCCCAGGCCAGACUCCAGACUAGAAGAAUUCAUCACCCCUGAAUUCAAAUUCCUACUUGGAAACAUGAGAUAUUGAUAUACUGAUACUGCUGCUGUUGCUUCCCAUUUGCUUGUUAUGUUGCUGAUUUUUUUUUUUCUAAAAUUGCUGUUAAUUUUACUUUUUGCCUUUUUUUUUCAGGUUAAUUCAUGAUGUAUUUAUUUUGUUCCAUAAGUGAUUUGUCUUUGAAUCUUUCUGUAUAUAUGUAAAACAUUAGAUUCAAUUUGAGUCCGUGA